AUGGCAAGCAUUGCCCUGUCAGAAGCUGACAAGUAUGAAGUCUUGGAGAAGAUUGGAGCCGGCUCCUUUGGCAUCAUUCGAAAAGUUCGACGGAAAUCAGAUGGCUUUAUUCUCUGCCGCAAGGAAAUAAACUACAUUAAGAUGUCCCAGAAGGAACGAGAACAAUUAACCGCAGAGUUCAACAUUCUAAGCUCGCUUCGUCACCCCAACAUCGUCGCCUACUAUCAUCGCGAACAUCUCAAGGCCUCGCAAGACUUGUACCUGUACAUGGAAUACUGUGGUGGAGGUGACCUGGGAAUGGUGAUCAAGAACCUGAAGAAUAGCAACAAAUAUGCCGAAGAGGAAUUUGUUUGGCGCGUAUUGGCUCAACUAGCAACAGCUUUGUAUCGCUGCCACUAUGGUACAGAUGCGCCCCCUGUGGGAUCAAAUCUUCUAGGGCCGCCACAGCCUAGACAAGGCUUGAAGGGCAAGCAGGCACAGGUCAUGAUCCUCCACCGUGAUUUGAAGCCCGAAAAUAUUUUCCUUGGCAGUGACAACAGCGUCAAGCUAGGUGAUUUUGGCCUGUCAAAGCUCAUGGAAUCCCACGACUUCGCGUCCACCUAUGUCGGCACGCCCUUUUACAUGUCGCCUGAGAUUUGUGCCGCCGAGAAAUACACCCUGCACUCAGACAUUUGGUCAUUAGGAUGUAUCAUGUACGAGCUAUGCCAAAAGGCACCUCCAUUCAAUGCGAAAACACACAUGCAACUGGUUCAGCGCAUUCGAGAGGGCAAAUUUCCUCCACUCCCCGAUAUCUACUCUGAUGAGCUACAGGCCGUCAUUGCAAGCUGCCUCCGUGUAAAUCCUGAUCAGCGCCCUGACACAGCCGCUAUACUCAAUUUGCCUGUGGUACGCUUAGUGAGAAAAGAACGGGAGGCCCUAGACUUGACGAACAGAGUCAAGAGGCGCGAGGAGGCGGCUCUACAGAAGAUGAAGGAGCUUGAGAUUAAGAUGGCCAACUUUGAGAAGGAUAUGGCCCUCACGCGAGAAGAAAUUGACGCAACUGUUCGUCGCGAGUGGGAGGUCAAGGCACGCUUGGAGAUUGAGCGCCAGGUUCAGAUGCGAUAUGAAGAACUCUCUAAACAAUUCGAGACCGAGGUUCGCGCUCGUGUGGCCGCAGAGAUGGAAAGAGUGAACAAGAUGAAAGUGCAGGCACAAGAGUUUAUCCAACCACGUGAACCAUCCACUUCUUCUGUCAGCUGCAGUGAAGACUCGGACUUCCCAUCAACAACCGAUAUCAGUGACCUUUCCUUGGAAUCACCUCGCUCAAGUCGCAACAAAUCUCUUCAAAAAGUGUCGCGGACUCCUUUCAACCGAGCAAAGACUACUGUUGAGUCCCCUAUGGACAUUCAGAUGGGUGAACCAUCUCCGAUUACUAUCGCGUCUUUAUCCCUAUCUCCUCGACGCACCGCACCGAUUUCCAAGAACCUGUUUACUGAGCCUGCACAACAAAAAUCCAAGUGGGAGCCUAGCCUCGUGACAUCGGACGAUGAAGACGACAUUCCCGAGCUCCCCUCGCCAACUCGUCCUAAGGUGAAGCCAGAUCCUUUCAAGACAGCUCGGCGUCCCAUGCUUCGCCACCAAACUACUGCUAUGGUAUCAAAGAUGGGCAACCAGCCUUCUAUUUUCCCUGCAGGAGCAUCUCGAUUGCCUCCACCACCAACAAUGGCAAGCCCACUCUCUUCUCAGCAAACACAGGAGACUUCUCGCCCGACAUCAACUGAACUGCGAUCCAAGUCUCCUACCCGGCGCCUAUCCAAGAUCCCAUCUACUUCCAAUUUGAUCGGCGAUGCAACUUCUCCUACUCGUAAAGGUGCAGCUGGAAAAGCGGCUACAUUCCACGCUACCAAGGCCAACCCAUCUGGUAAUAGCGGUAGCAGUAGUGAUGACAACAGCAUGUACAAAGCCGUUAUGCAGCGUAACAUGGGUGGCCGCACUCUCGUCGAACUAGCACAAGCACGCGCUGGCGGCCGUGCAUUUGUGGAUGAUUUGAAGCGUGUUUCGAGCGAUUCGCGCGCUUAUACUACCGGCUCAUCUUCUGGUUCGACAGUAUCUUCAUUCGGCAAAUCGACUGAAUGUCCAGCAACCUGGGAUCCCAAUAGCGAGCAGAUGCCCAGCCCAUUCGUUUCGCGCAGAGUGUUUCACAGUUUCCGGUGAUUUGCUGCAUAGAUUCAGCGUGCGUGGUCAUCUAUCAACGUUGAAACGAUUCUCCUUUGUUCUUACAUCGCUUACUGCUCCUAAUUUCGAGCGAAGACGACGAAUGCUUCCACGACAUUUCAUUUGUUCCAUCUCCUAUCUUUCUGCAAAACGACAUUCAUUCAUUUCAUUACGUGUCGGUCUCUUUCUAUCAAGGACUAUACAAACAAAAUCCGGCGUUUUGGUAACAACGGCUAUGUCGCAUUUACAAGGCGUAUAUUGGUUCAACGGUGUUUUGGAUUUUUCUUUAUCGCUCUCUUGUCGAGUUGUGUGCAAAUUUUCUUCUUUUUUGACUCCUUUUUUGGGUACUGCUAUUAACUCCUUCUUGGUCUUCGAUUCUGAUGAAAUGAAUUCUGAUGAAAUGAGUUUUGCGUCCAAAGCUGACUCUAUGUUUUGCUGUGGAGUAUACCAUGCAAUACUUUUACGCGACUUCUUCUCUUGUACGUAUAUCUUGGACAUUGGGUUAGGUGCUUUUUGAAUUUCGUUUGAUUCAUUUAUAAUUCUUUGCAUAUAAUACACAUUAUAUAAGCAGCCAGAUAGUCGGUGGCCCUGUUUACUCAGGAGAGAUGAUCACAUGUUAUCCUCAUCACUAACCUCCUCAAUAUCCACAUUAUGAGCCCUCUGCUGAUUCGGCGAUGACUGAGCCCUCGUCUCCUCCUCAAUUCUUCUUAGAAUCU
Molecule: messenger RNA, 2909 nt
Organism: Talaromyces stipitatus ATCC 10500
Lineage: Eukaryota; Fungi; Ascomycota; Eurotiomycetes; Eurotiales; Trichocomaceae
Product: G2-specific protein kinase NimA, putative
Exons: 4
Coding region: 1-2193 (730 amino acids)
Biological process (GO): chromosome segregation; protein phosphorylation
Cellular component (GO): cytoplasm; centrosome; nucleus
Molecular function (GO): ATP binding; protein kinase activity
Source: RefSeq, a predicted model, not a curated record